This is a messenger RNA of Penaeus monodon (black tiger shrimp), 414 nucleotides long. RefSeq lists its product as uncharacterized. The transcript has 2 exons. Lineage: Eukaryota; Metazoa; Arthropoda; Malacostraca; Decapoda; Penaeidae. The coding region runs from base 1 to 414 and encodes 137 amino acids. The record is from RefSeq and is a predicted model, not a curated record.
AUGGGAGCGCUGGAAUCAGUGGUAGCGAGUCGGAAUAUUAGUCUAAUGGUGGGUCGAAUGAGUCUGAUGUCUAAUGGUGGGUCGAAUGAGUCUAAUGGUGGGUCGAAUGAGUCUGAUGGUGGGUCGAAUGAGUCUCAUGGUGGGUUGAAUGAGUCUGAUGGUGGGUCGAAUGAGUCUAAUGGUGGGUCGAAUGAGUCUAAUGGUGGGUCGAAUGAGUCUGAUGGUGGGUCGAAUGAGUCUAAUGGUGGGUCGAAUGAGUCUAAUGGUGGGUCGAAGGAGUCUAAUGGUGGGUCGAAUGAGUCUGAUGGUGGGUCGAAUGAGUCUAAUGGUGGGUCGAAUGAGUCUAAUGGUGGGUCGAAUGAGUCUAAUGGUAAGCCUAAUUAUGAGUCGAGUGGGCCGAACGGAAAAUUUUAA